Aureobasidium pullulans EXF-150 is the source of this 693-nucleotide messenger RNA. RefSeq lists its product as uncharacterized. Gene Ontology annotation, biological process: GPI anchor biosynthetic process. NCBI's taxonomy places the organism in Eukaryota, Fungi, Ascomycota, Dothideomycetes, Dothideales, Saccotheciaceae. Gene Ontology annotation, cellular component: mannosyltransferase complex; endoplasmic reticulum membrane. The transcript has 3 exons. The coding region runs from base 1 to 693 and encodes 230 amino acids. The record is from RefSeq and is a predicted model, not a curated record. Gene Ontology annotation, molecular function: mannosyltransferase activity.
AUGCUCAUCCUGUCUAUCUUGCUCUACACAUGCUUCCUGGCCGCUCCUGCCAUAGCCAACGUGGAAAAGACAAUCUUUACUGCGCCUGAGAGUAUAGCCUUUGGAGAUGCUCGCCCAAAUUUAUUAGACCUGCAUCUUGUGUCGCUUUCACCAAAGAAACUUGCUAUCCGAACCGCUCUUCCUGUAGUAUUUCCCACUGAGGAAUACCCUCGUGGUUUAUCAUCUUGGUAUCUGUUAGGGGGUCUACGUCCUGGCCAACGCUACGAAGUGCGCAUCUGUUGGGCGGCGACGCAACCCACAGACUUCCUCUUGGAGUCAUUUAAAGUGACAGACGUCUUCGAUUCUCCAGCCUUGUUGCAGGACCUCAGUAUUUACGCCGAAGAGCGCCAGAUUUCGUUGCUCGGAGAGGACUUGACCGGCUCUAGCGAACCCACUGCCGUCAAGCAAUCUGCCCUCUUUCUUCGCAUUCAGUCGGUGGCCAGUUUUUAUACCACCAACAAAGAAUUGAUGCAGUACCCUCCACCUGUCGACGUUGAUAUCAUCCUCGAUCCAUACCUUCUGAACGUCUUCCCUCAGUCGUUGCUACCAACAGCCGCCUACAUCAUUCUGCUGGCUGUUGCUAGUUGGUUCUUAUCUGGUUUCGCAUGGGCCAAGUUGCAGCUCUUUGUCCAGGAGAAGCAGCACUCUGACUGA